Messenger RNA from Dentiscutata heterogama, 1437 nucleotides. The record is from the annotation of a GenBank genome assembly. Lineage: Eukaryota; Fungi; Glomeromycota; Glomeromycetes; Diversisporales; Gigasporaceae.
AUGACUAGACAUAACCCGAUUGCAAUUCUCCCGCAGCAACAACAGCAGCAAACAAGCAUCCUUUGCCCUGCUCCAAACUUUCUUGAGGACCCUGAUAUGACAGAAGAGCAGAGGCAAAUAAUUAUGAAACGCAUUCACGAAGUAAGGUCAAAAUAUGAAGCCUUUGUGGAAAAAGAUAUUAAUCAAAAGAUACAAACUAUUAUAUUUGCUUCUGAUUUAUCAGAAGAAGAGGCACGCUUGGCACUGUCUCUUUGUCAUGAUGAUGAACAUGAAGUUCUUAACAAGCUUGCAGGAAAGGGUGCGCGAGGCUUUCGUAGUUUGCUACAACCUGCUAGCUGCAUAUCUGGUGAAAAAUAUAUAGAAGAUGGUUACUCUUCUCCUUCAGCUCACUCAGCUGAAGAAUUUGAUUCAAUAGAUGAAAUAGAAGUUCCAUUCACUUUGCCAUCAACACGAACCACCGUCAUUUCUCUUGGUUGUUAUCACAAGUCUCCAUCAUGGUGGUCAAGCCCAGGUUCAUUAUAUCAUCAUCCAAUUCCUAUUAAUUACAAGGCAAAACGAGUUGAAUCGAAUACUACUUAUAUCAUGUCCAUUGAAGAAGAUUUAACAACUGGAAAUCCACUUUUCAGAGUUACAAACCAGGCGACAAAACAAUCUUUUACUGGAAGUUCACCUACAAAACCAUGGACAAUGGUAUGCAUAUCCCAUUCUUCAUCAAGAGCAACCCGUAUUUCUGGUCCUUUAUUCUUUGGAUUUUCGGACCCAUUAUUACAACAAUUACUCACAAAAAUGGUUAAAGAAAAUGAUGUCGAAGAAUAUUAUUACAGAUUUGUUGGUGAAGGUGAGACAUUUUGUUGUGAAAAAGAAUGGAAAGACGAAGAAAGACAAAUUCUUUUAUCAGAAAUCCAUAGAUUUUGUGGAAGUGUUAGCUCUUCAAUUUCGGAUAGUGAUGUUUCUUUUCCUUUUGGGUUAAUUGCGCGUAAUAUUCCCAAUCGAACGGGAUUUCAAUGUCAAUACGAAUAUAAUCGCCUAGUAACUACCGGUCAAAUUAGUGAAUUAGAUGGUUGUCCCGUGACGCCUUUACGAGUAAAUUACGACAAACUAGUUAAAUCAAUGUCUUCUAAUGGUCAAAUUAAACGAGCAAGAAAAUUUUCUAGUCAAAAAGAUGAUGAUAAAUGGAGCGCGAAGAACAAAGCUAAAUUUAAUCCUUGGAAUCCAUUGCCAAACAUGAAAGACGCGAUUACUAUGGAAUAUAUGAAUGAACCAGCAAUCUCACCAGAUGGGUAUGUAUGCGAUUACAAAACAUGGAUUAAAAUUCUACAUUCUCAUGAAUCCAAAGAUACCUGUCCAUUCACUAAAAAACGGUUAACACGUCGACAAUUGGUGAAAUUGACUUUCGAUAAUAUUGCUGACUAUUUAGACAGAAUACGCGAACCGUAA